Humulus lupulus (European hop) is the source of this 1319-nucleotide messenger RNA. RefSeq lists its product as uncharacterized. The transcript has 2 exons. Gene Ontology annotation, molecular function: cysteine-type peptidase activity. Gene Ontology annotation, biological process: proteolysis. The record is from RefSeq and is a predicted model, not a curated record. Lineage: Eukaryota; Viridiplantae; Streptophyta; Magnoliopsida; Rosales; Cannabaceae. Bases 19 to 867 code for a protein of 282 amino acids.
UUUCGCACACCAGAGGAUAUGCAAAUUACUGUAAUCGGAGAUACUGAAGAUUCUGAAGUACAAUUCUUAAACAUAGCUCCACCAGCACCGGAGAAGAGGAGAGAAAGAAAGAGGCCUAGGUGGUUCGAUGAGUACACUGCAAUGAGGAAAAGGAAUAAGAAAUCGAAGACAGCAGUGAAUGUGGAUCCAUUGAGGGUUGUUGAUGGUAAAUUACUUAUGACCUUUCACAAGUGGUUGCUUGGCACCAUUGGGAAUAAAUAUCCGAGGGAAUGCUUCUCAGGGACACACGAUGCUGCUUGGUUCCUGAAACUGCAUACUCCGAGGACAUGGCUUUCUGACUCUCAUUUAGAUGCAGCAUUUCAUCUCAUGAGGAGGCGUCUAGAAUUUUAUCCUAACGUGUACCCUCAGAAAUGUGUUGUUAUGCCUACAAUUUUUCCCGAAUCAUUGAAGGGUCGGUGGGACGCUUUUCCAGGUUCUGACUACUCUAGAUUUAGUUGGGAUGACAGUAUAUUGGACCUGGUUAGGGGUGAUGCAGUCCAGUUCUUACCGAGUUGGCAGAACAAGGAGUUCAUUUAUUUUGCCCUCUUCUUGAAAGACCAAAUGCAUUGGGUAGCUGUAGAGGCAGACCUGAAUGGGUGGAUGCUCAACAUCUUUGACUCCAGUAUUGGAUCAAUUUCCGAAAACGAUUUGAUCAGCUUGAUGGUUGACUGGUGUACCAUUUUCCCGUCGGUCUUGCGACAGUCCGGUUUAUUUGAGAACCAUGACGUUAUACUCGCGCCUCAGUUGACAGCAUCAGAGAGUCAGGUCAGACCCUUCGAUUGGAAACUCAUUCCACGUGAAUUCGUACCGCAAACAAAAUCCAGGUGAACUUUAUUAAAUAUCACAUAUUAAUUAUUAUUUCUUAAUUACAAAACUUUAUUAAAUUAUUGUUUAUUUUCUAAUGCAGUGGCGAUUGCGGAUGUUACGUAAUUGAGCAUAUUGAACAUAAGCUUCUACAACUACCAUUUGAUAAUGUAACUGACAAUAAUAUGAAACUUUUUAGGCAAAGGUGGUGUGUAGACUUAUUCUACCAAAACUUAUGUUGAACGGUCUUAAUUUUUUUGAAUUGUAUAAUUUUUUUGAUUGCUCUUUUUGUAAUUACUACAUUUUAAUGUGCUUAAUCUUUGCAUCGUACUAUCAUCGAUCACUAUCGUACUCUAUCGUACCCUCACUUGCCUCACAAAUUUCACGAACAGUCCUGAAACCAUACCAUCGUACCAUUAUCGGACAAAUAUCGUACAUUAUCGUACCCUAAUGUCGUACAUUAACUAUCGUACUAC